Centropristis striata (black sea bass) is the source of this 3145-nucleotide messenger RNA. RefSeq names its product ATP-dependent RNA helicase DHX58-like. Gene Ontology annotation, biological process: response to virus; innate immune response; positive regulation of interferon-beta production. The transcript has 12 exons. Gene Ontology annotation, cellular component: cytoplasm. The record is from RefSeq and is a predicted model, not a curated record. NCBI's taxonomy places the organism in Eukaryota, Metazoa, Chordata, Actinopteri, Perciformes, Serranidae. The coding region runs from base 126 to 2174 and encodes 682 amino acids. Gene Ontology annotation, molecular function: single-stranded RNA binding; DNA binding; double-stranded RNA binding.
UCAGUCAGCUGAUCGCAACAGGGUUUAAAACCCACCACCAGCACCCUGAGGUGGUAGUGGACGAGGCGAAGCUGAAAACACCACACAGCUGACCGGUGAGCUAAUACAGGCUGACUUUUUAAAGGAUGGCAGAGUUGAAACUGUAUCCAUACCAGGAGGAAGUGGUCGAAAGAGCUCUUAAGGGAGAAAAUGUAAUCAUUUGGAUGCCGACAGGAGGAGGAAAGACCCGUGCUGCUGUGUAUGUGGCCAAAAGACACCUGGAGACCACGCCACGGGCUAAAGUGGUGGUCCUGGUGAACAAGGUUCACCUCGUAGACCAGCACCACGCCAAAGAGUUUAAACCUCACCUGGGCCUUGACUAUGAGGUGGUGGCAGUCAGUGGAGAGAGUGAUGAGAAGGACUUCUUUGGACUAGUGGUGAGGGACUCGGACUUGGUCAUCUGUACAGCACAGCUGUUGUAUAACGCUCUAGUUAACACGGAGGAAGCCAAACAUGUUGAGCUCUCAGAUAUCACUCUGCUGAUAAUCGACGAGUGUCACCACACCCACAAAGACUCAGUCUACAACAAGGUGAUGACGUGCUACGUGGAGAAAAAGUUGAAAGGAGAAAAAAAGUUGCCACAAAUCCUGGGUCUCACCGCGUCACCAGGGACAGGGGGAGGCCGGACCCUGGACACAGCCGUGGAGCAUGUGCUGCAGAUUUGUGCCAACCUGGACUCAGCCAUAGUGUCAACUAAAAACUAUGUCUCCCAGCUGAAGCAGAAUGUGCCCAGACCCAGAAAAACGUAUGACAUUGUGGAAAAAAGGCCUCAGGAUCCAUUCGGGGAUCAUUUGAAGCAAAUGAUGCAGAUGAUUCAUGAGUACAUGAACAUUCCUCCAGACUUCAGACUGAGAGAGUGCGGCACACAAGAGUAUGAGGCUGAUGUGGUGGUACUGGAGCAGCGAGGAGUAAGGCAGAACAACAGACUGUUGGCACAAUGUGCACUUCACCUCAGAAAGUACAACGACGCCCUGCUCAUCAACGACACCCUGCGGAUGAUGGAUGCUUAUCGCUCCCUAGAGGACUUCUACAACGAUCUCACUAAAAAAAUUGAUGGUACAGACUUCUUCCUGGAGGGACUUUUCCAAGAGAAUCAGAUGGAGCUGCAGCAACUAGCAAGAGAUUCUCGCUAUGAGAACCCGAAGAUGGCAAAACUUGAGAGCACUCUGCUCGAACAGUUUGGUGAAAAAAGUAAGGAGAAAAAUGUGAAAUCGAGGGGAAUCCUCUUCAGCAAAACCCGUAAAAGCGUCCACUGCCUUACUGAAUGGGUCCUCAGCAAUAGAGCCUUAGAGAGAGCUGGCAUCAAUGCCGCCAUCCUAACUGGAGCUGGCAACGGAGUCACUUAUAUGACACAGAAUGAGCAGACAGAAACAAUCCGCCGUUUCCGCAUGGGUGCUCUCAACCUCCUGAUCUCCACCAGCGUGGCUGAAGAAGGCCUCGACAUCCCUGAAUGCAACCUGGUGGUACGCUAUGGACUGCUUACAAAUGAGAUUGCCCAGCAGCAGGCCAGCGGACGUGCCAGAGCGAAAGACAGCCAGUAUUCAGUGGUCGCCCAGGUCGGGGGACGGGAAGUGCGGCGAGAGCGCCUCAAUGAAUUUUUGGAAGAGCUGACUGGAAAAGCCAUCGCUAAGGUCCAAGAAAUGAGACACCAAGAGUUUCGCAAAAAGAUAAAUGAGCUACAAAUGCAGGCAGUUAUUGGCAGAAAACUUGCAGAAGGCCUCAAAAUAGAGAAGAAGAGUCGUAACCCCGCUGCCAGUGUCCAGCUUUUGUGUCGAAACUGUUUAAAGUCUGUGGCCUCUGCCAGCGACAUUAAACUUCUUGAAAACGCACACUUUGUAAACGUCAAUCCUGACUUUGAGAAAAACUACAAACUUGGUGGGAAAGUGAUGCUACCAAGGACAUUUGAGGACUGGGAGCCUGGGUGUACGAUCAGGUGCAGCAACUGCGACAAGGACUGGGGAUUUCAGAUGAAGUACAAAGGGAGUGUCAUGCUGCCCAAUCUAGCCAUAAAGAACUUGGCCCUGGAAACCCCUAAUGGCAGGAUGACGGUGAAGAAGUGGAAGGAUGUCCCUUUCACUGUUGAGGACUUCAGCUUUGAAGAUUACUGCAUGGACAACUUCCCUGACCUCUUUUGAGACACAAACGAGAGCUUUUCUGCUCCUUCACAUGUAGAUAUUAUCUGUCUAUGGGUGUAACAUUCCCUGUGCUUUUUUAGAGAAAGUAUCUUUGACAUGCUUAAAUAUGAACAUGGGCUUUUUAAACAUUUUUUUAAAAUCACUCCUCACAAGCUUUCAUUAACUUGUGCUGCCAGGCCAGUGAGGCAGCAGUGUGCUAAAACCCAUUACACAUAGAUCAUGCUUGAAAUUAGCAUGACAGCUUUGUUUAUGCCCAAGGUCCUCGCUCCCUUUACAUGUGUUUGUGUGUAUUUCCUCUCUUUCUGUAGUAUAUAUGUGCAUGUGUCAGCAUAUGUUUUGUGUGUACAGAUAAUCAAAAAAAUGUUUUUUUUCUGGUGUUUUUAUGGGAUAUUUUAUUAAUGUAUGCUAUUUGGUGGAGAGAUGCUCUGUCAAGAUGUUCAAGUCCAUCUUGAAAUACCCGGAUCAUCCGCUACACAAAACCUUUAUGGACCAAAAAAACAGCAGUGGACGGAAAGAUACAAAAGAUCCUUCGCUCCUACAGCCAUCAGGCUGUCUCAUUCUUCCAGAGUUACCAGACUAACUGAAUUUCGCCUUGGGGAUAAAUAAAGUAAUUUUGAUUUUUGAUUUAUAACUACUAAUUAUGUCUAAUGGUGCCUUUGAUUGAAGUUUUCCUCCGGCAAGUGCUAGGAGAUAGUGUCCCCUAGUAAUCCCUCAGUGCCUUUAAAAUGAUCCCUUCUUCUUUUAAAUUUAUUUUAACUCUUGCAUGCAAUGUCUUUUAACCUUUUUUGUUUCUUUCACCUUUGUCAAUCCUGUAUUUUAUUGCACUUUAUGCACUUUUAUGUGAAGCACUUUGGUGCUCAGCUGUCUGUAAAUGCGCUAUAGAAAUAAAUUUGACUUGACUUGUCAUGAAAAAUAAAUCAAAACUAAAGCUGAGAUGAAAUAUAAAUAAACAUUCCACUUGAAAUACCCAA